Messenger RNA from Galendromus occidentalis (western predatory mite), 799 nucleotides. RefSeq names its product carbonyl reductase family member 4. The record is from RefSeq and is a predicted model, not a curated record. Gene Ontology annotation, biological process: fatty acid biosynthetic process. Lineage: Eukaryota; Metazoa; Arthropoda; Arachnida; Mesostigmata; Phytoseiidae. Gene Ontology annotation, molecular function: quinone binding; oxidoreductase activity, acting on the CH-OH group of donors, NAD or NADP as acceptor. The transcript has 6 exons. The coding region runs from base 40 to 762 and encodes 240 amino acids.
AUCGCGCUUAGAGAGCGGAGAAUCUAUCAACGAUCAGAGAUGGCCGGUACCGUGGCCGUGGUCUUCGGUGGCUCCCGAGGAAUCGGAAAGGCAUGUGUUCAGGAGUUAUUGCGAAAAGGUUGGCCCACAGUCGCCAUCGGCCGAAACCCCGAAAAUCUCAGAUCGCUGGGAGCUGAGUUGAACUCUCCAAACCUACAUUGCUACGAAUGCGACGUGAGCAACGAGGCCAAAGUCGUCGAGACUAUUAAACACCUAGAAACGUCCGUCGGUCCCAUACAGGUUCUCGUGAACAGUGCCGGUAUCGCCUUGAAUAAACUGCUGGUUCAAACAUCCACCGAAGAAAUCCAAUCGGUUAUCAACACCAAUCUGCUCGGGACAAUGUUCGCCUCGAAAGCCACAGUUCGCUACAUGAUAAAACGGAACUCCGGAUCUAUCAUCAACAUCGCAAGCGUUAUCGGACUCCACGGGAAUUUCGGUCAGACGGCCUAUUGCGCUGCGAAAGCAGGUGUUGUCGGAUUCACUAAAUCUUUGGCGAGAGAGGUGGCGGCGAGGAAUAUCCGAGUCAACAUGGUUUCGCCGGGUAUCAUCGCGACGGACAUGACGGCUCAUCUCAAGACGGCAGCCAUCGAACAGAAAACCCCCCUGGGCAGACUCGGUCAGCCACAGGACAUCGCCCCGCUCGUCGCUUUCCUAGCCGAGAAAGGGACCUAUAUCACCGGACAAGACAUCAUGGUCGACGGCGGACUUGGCUUGAAAUUCUAGGUGCUUAGGGAAUAAAAUUGAGAAAGUAGUGUUUUUU